Pipistrellus nathusii (Nathusius's pipistrelle) is the source of this 1872-nucleotide messenger RNA. The record is from the annotation of a GenBank genome assembly. Lineage: Eukaryota; Metazoa; Chordata; Mammalia; Chiroptera; Vespertilionidae.
AUGCCGGGCCCCGGGGUCACUCCCGGCCGGGGCGGCGCCGGGGCGGGCGGCGGGGAGCGGCGGCCGGACAGACGCCGCGGGGCCCCCCGCCUGGGGAGCCUGGGGAUGGCGCUGGCGCUGGCCCUCCUCCCCGCCCUGGCUCUCCGGACCCCCGCGGCGGCCCACCCGCUCCCCGUCCAAGGCCUUUUCGCCAGUUUCGGCGGCCUGGUGUCCCAGGACGGGGGCUCCUUUGGAUGGAGGAACCUCACCUGCCCGGCCUGCAAAAGCCUCUUCACCGUCCUCGACUUCGGGCUGCAGAAAGAGAAUAACGUGGCCCGGGUGGGCUCCCUGGCCACCAAGCUGUGCCAGCUGCUGAAGAUCGCCCCCCCGGCCGUGUGCCAGUCGGCCGUCCAGCUCUUCGAGGACGACAUGGUGGAGGUGUGGAGACGCUCGGUGCUGAGCCCGUCGGAGGCCUGCGGCCUGCUCCUGGGCCCCAGCUGCGGGCACUGGGACAUCUUCUCCUCUUGGAACAUCUCUCUGCCCGCCGUGCCCAAGCCGGCUCCCCGGCCGCCCGGUCCGCCGGCCCCGGGGGCCCCCGUCAGCCGAGUCCUCUUCCUCACGGACCUGCACUGGGAUCGGGACUAUCUGGAGGGCACGGACCCCGACUGCGGAGACCCACUGUGCUGCCGCCGGGGCUCCGGCCCGCCGCCCCCCUCCCGCCGGGGCGCCGGGCACUGGGGCGAGUACAGCAAGUGCGACCUGCCCCUGCGGACGCUGGAGAGCCUGCUGAGCGGGCUGGGCCCCGCCGGCCCUUUCGACAGGGUGUACUGGACGGGAGACAUCCCCGCCCACAACGUCUGGCACCAGUCCCGCCAGGACCAGCUGCAGGCCCUGACCACCGUGACGGCCCUCGUGAAGAAGUACCUGGGGCCCGUGCCCGUGUACCCUGCCGUGGGCAACCACGAGAGCACGCCCGUCAACGGCUUCCCGCCCCCCUUCAUCGAGGGCAACCACUCUUCCCGCUGGCUCUACGAGGCCAUGGCCGAGGCGUGGGGGCCCUGGCUGCCCGCGGAAGCCCUUCCCACCCUCAGAACUGGGGGGUUCUAUGCCCUUUCCCCAAGCCCCGGCCUCCGCCUCAUCUCUCUCAAUAUGAAUUUUUGUUCCCGUGAGAACUUCUGGCUCUUGAUCAACUCCACAGAUCCCGCUGGGCAGCUCCAGUGGCUGGUGGGGGAGCUUCAGGCCGCAGAGGAUCGAGGAGACAAGGUGCAUAUAAUCGGCCACAUCCCCCCAGGGCACUGCCUGAAAAGCUGGAGCUGGAAUUAUUACCGGAUUGUAGCCAGGUACGAGAACACCGUGGCCGGUCAGUUCUUCGGCCACACCCACGUGGAUGAGUUUGAAAUCUUCUAUGACGAGGAGACCCUGAGCCGGCCGCUCUCUGUAGCCUUCCUGGCGCCCAGUGCCACCACCUACAUCAGCCUGAAUCCCGGUUACCGGGUCUACCUAAUAGACGGCAACUACCCCGGGAGCUCUCACGUGGUCCUGGAUCACGAGACCUACAUCCUGAACCUGACUCAAGCCAACGAGCCGGGGGCCACGCCGCACUGGCAUCUCCUCUACCGGGCUCUCGAGACCUACGGGCUGCCCAACGCGCUGCCCGCCGCCUGGAACGACCUGGUGUACCGCAUGCGGGGCGACCCGCAGCUAUUCCAGACCUUCUGGUUCCUCUACCAUAAGGGCCACCCGCCCUCCGAGCCCUGUGGCACGCCCUGCCGCCUCGCCACCCUGUGCGCCCAGCUCUCCGCCCGCUCCGACAGCCCUGCCCUGUGCCGCCACCUGGUGCCCGAGGCGAGCAUCUCCGAUGUCCGGAGCCAUCAGCGAAGGCCGCUCUGCUAG